UUUAAAAACUCUUGGUACAUAAUUUCGGUGCGCGAAAGGAACUGGCCCACUAACUGGCUCUGGGGCAGAGUAGUCUGCCAAAACCAAGGAGGGGACCUAGUUUCCAUUGAAACCGAAGACGAAUGGAAUUUCAUCAAUGACCAGAUUCAAAGGCGAGAUAUUACGCGCUAUGAAAAUAAAUGGAGUAUUGGUUUAACGAAAAAGGCCGGGAAUUGGACUUGGGUGAAUGGAAGACCGCUGACUAUUUGCAAAUGGGAACAAGGGGAGCCAAGAGGUGAACACGACGCGGCUUUCAUGUACAAGCGGUCCAGUAAUGGGGAGCAGGGCGUGUUUGGUGGUGGUAAUGUCAUGAGAACAGGAGAUAACCACUCUUAUAUUUGUGAGAUUUCCGAGGGUAAGUUGUUAUUUUUGUUGUUGCUUUGUUUUGUUUUUUUCUGUUUGUUUGCUUUCUUUAAUAUUAUUUUGAGGAAACUAACGGCAACAGAAGCGCUUAGGCAUCAUAAAAACAUUAUUUGAUAUCGUUUGUGGAACUUAUGAAAGGAUUUACAUAAACCCUCCGACGGUCAGAAUCAAGUUUACACUAACAUUUGAAUAAAUGAAAAUAUGUUUGAAACGAUAUCAAUUCACGUUUUCACGAUACAUAUGUCUAACUUUUAGCUUUGUGAGGAGAGGAAAAUUACAGAUGGUUCUGUUACCAGUAAUAACAGUAUACUUUCAAUUAUGAGUUAUUUUCAUGUAGUUAAUUUACUCUUUCGAUUGAACAAAAUGAUAGUGAAUACCAAUUGCGAAGAAAUAUCAGUCCAAUUGCUUUUUUAGAUAACAACGUGUGAUGACGUGAAGUGCGUUAUCUUUUGCAAAGAGCCAUGCCAGGGACUCAUGUCUGUUGAGAUACAUGCCAAUUAUCGUUUUAUAAAACGAAUACAAAAGACUUGCAAAUUUAUUUGUUCUUCGCAUAGCGGAAUCAGUUCUGUGUUUAUUCUAUUUUAUUUUAAUAUCCGCUUGUUUGAACUAUAAAGUUGUAGGUUCUAAUUUCGAUGCAAUGAAAAAUGUGCAUUGAACAUAAUAAACUAAUUAGAAUAUGGCGGACAUUUCGGUCGACCUAGCAACCAUUACUCUAUAGCGAGGUUAGUACGGGUUACCUUAGCUCUCGUAUGUCACCAGAGUGUGUAUAUACAUUUUCUUGUUUAAAAAAUGGUCAAGACCGAAUUCGCAUUUUAUUGAUGUCCCGCUUACCAAAAAGAUAAACAUAGGAAUGCUUAGCAUGCAAGACUUAUUAUUUUGGCUGGGAGGGUUGUGAUGGGACACUGCGUUCUUAACGGUUUCAGUUUUGUAACAGAAAAAGAGCAUAACUUUUAAAAUAACGAAAAUAUCGCAUUACUUCUCUUUAACAGAAAGAAAAAAAAAACCUAAUUUAUCUGACCUCACACAGUUUUUUUGUGGUCUGUUGUCUCUACUGUAUAAAAAAAAAAAACUUUUGAGCGAAAAUAAAAUGCAUCGGUACCACGCUUACCUUUGGGUGCUUCGGAGCUGUUGUUUGGUCUCGCUCUAUUCCCAGUUCGAGAGCGAGCGCGUUGCGGAACGUGAUCAAAUAACUGUUGUAAAACAGACUACCCUUACAGGCGUUCCAUCUAGCUAUUACGUAAGUAAAAGACAAAUGGAGGAGGUUAUGCACAUGUGCGGUUGCGUGCCUAACUUGGAGACCCCAAUCGGGCGCACCAAGAAGCUUAGAUACAGAGUGAUAAAGUACGCAUUUACCAGAGUUCGUGCAGCGUACCGCGGGCACCUGGUUACUGAUUACAGAGGGCUUCACGUGGGCUAGCAGAGUUUAAGCAGCGCAAACAAAGGAAUUUGGCGUUUUGAGCGGAAAGUCAUAUUGAUCAGUUCGUAGUUGAAAGCUUCAUUGAUUCUCGGUAAUUACACUGCAAGAGAAACGCUAAAUACGACAUGAAAAGACUGAUUUGAAAAUACGAAUAUCUAUCGAAGAGCGACGUGAGAAGGAAAGACAAAGAGCUCCGAAAAAAAAAAAAGACUCAAAAGAGGGCAACAACAAAGAAAAAGCAAACUACAGAGGAGCCGAGAAAGGAGAGACAGGAGGUAAGUUGAUGCUUAUCUAGUUUUCCCCUAGGCUAAGUCUCAAAACAAUUUUAACAAUCGUUAAACAAUUCAUUACGGUUUUACUACAGUGACGUAUUCAAACAAUACUCUACAUAUUCAAAACGGUUUACAUAAUGUCUUUCAUAAUUGUACACAUUCUAUUUGCCCCUUACACUUCUUGGCAUCGGUAUUUUAGAGCGAUUUUUUUUUUUUAAGGCCGCGUGAAGGGUAGCACAUCGACCGAAAAAUGACUAACCUCAAAGUUAAGUAAGAGAUUCUGUAUAGUGAACUUAGAAACGUGGUAAAGUUUCUCGCCCAGAUUUGCUUCUUUAUUCUGGGAAAUUUGCGAAAACUGAAACGAGCGUCGAUAGCCGUAACUUGGCGGAAAGUAAUGCCCCGAGUUGAGACAAAUAAACUUUGCUCGUGAAAAGUGCAAAAGAAAGCAAGCUCUUCUCAAUAUGACAGAUUUUUAUUUAUAGGAUUGACGAAUGUUUUAAGUUUAAAACGGGACCAUUUCAUUAAAUUUGAAGCUCGCGGAACGCUAUUGGAAAUCACCAAUAUUUCAAAAUACAAAUAUCGCAUUUCCUAGGAAUUUUUUAAAUUAAUACUUUCCCUGUGUGGUAUACCUCAGUAUCGGCUCAGAUUAAGCUCGUAAUAAGUGGAAUAAGUAUUGUUUUCGAGGAUAUAAAAAUUAGUUUAGGGCUUUGCAUUUCCACACGGAAAGACCAGGCUAAACUUUUUAAAAAUCGCAACAUCGUCUUUACGUCACGACGGAUAUUCUCUAACUAAGCACGCCAUUGUUAAAUCCAAAACUCUUAGCAAAUUUUAGCAGUAAGCAACAAGCUCGAUCAGUGAAGUCAAUACAAUAAGCUACCCUAACGACGACAGACUGGUUUUUUAUAACUUCUUUCGUUUCAAAUUGUCAUUUAUUUCCCAUGGCGAAAUUGUCUGCAAUAACACAUUUUGUAAAGUAGCAGCAGGCGUCUGUUUUUCUUUCCAUGUUCGAACACAUUUAAGUUGUAAGAAAGUUUUGAGAUAAAAUUGAGCUUCCUAGUGGACUUGAAAAAGAACGAUUCAAUCAUUUACCGAAGUAAGUCAACAGUUCUUUUCCAAACUUUGAAGAAGGACAGCAAUCUGAAAUAAGUGUAGAUGUAACACACUCAAACACUCAAGGAUUCUUCACGCAAGGCUGAACGUAUUGCAAUCUUGCUCACAUCUUGCAAUCUUGCUCACAUCUUGCAAUCUUACGGCCAUAAAUAAUCGUCAAUAACUCAAAGUUUUUUCAAAAUUUUGACAGUAAAAUUAAGGAAAUUCUAAAGUUAAACUUUAUCAUCCGAAAGAAAAAAAAAAUCACAGAAUACAGAAGGGAAACUUCAAUUGUGCUAGCUAAUUUCCUCCAUUGCCUUUCAUAUUUUUGAUCAAAUAAACUUCAAUCAGUUGUAAAGGGUUUCCUUGAAUUGUAUUGUAAAUUGCAUUGUAAAUUACCCAGGUAGACUUCUUCUCAAAUGGUCAGCUUGUAAAAUAUUGCUUCUCAAAUUUUACUCACUUAUAUAAAAAUAUAUGGUUGCAAGAAAAAGCACACAGCACCAAAUCAAAGGGCUCUUGGAGCCAGCUCAUUCAUUUGCAUUGAUUUCUUGGACUUGCUGAAUAUAGGUACAGUUAAAUUCGUUUUAUAUGAACUUUCAAGACUUUUGGAUUAAAUUUUAUUUUAUUUUUGCGCAGUUGUGUGUGAAGAAAACUUGUGCAUUCGUCGUGAUGGGAAUUGGAAAAAAGGUUAUGUGGGCUGGAGGUGGGAUGGGCAGAGGUAAUUAGGCAGGCAGUGUCCUUUUUGUUGGUGUGUGUGUGUUUGUGGGGCGGUGUCAUGUAAGCCAAUAACAAUAUAAGGCACAUAUGCGCAAAUCAGUGUGUGUAUACCCCUGAACAACAGCUUUUUGAGUGCUCUCCAAACUUUCUGCGUUCUUCAUCGAUGAACGCACAACUGACGUAUGAACCAAUUGUUUUAACAUUUUCAACCAGAUGGAAAAAUUUUUUCUCGAGGGAUUUGUUUGCUGAGGUCAUGAGCGUGCACAAUAGGAAUAUGAAGCACGCUCGCCCAAUUGAAUUUGAUUAGACAAAUAUACUAGCUAUGUUAUAAACUUGGUUAGGUUUAUUCAUUGAUACUGUUUCAUCAUGGCUUGCUUGCACGAAAUGGUAACUGUAAUUUAGAUUAAGAGAUGUUUUUGAGGCAACAUCAAGGAUGAAUUAUCUUUUAAAAUGGAAUACUUCAGUAACUCUCUUCAUUUCUCUUCGAUGCAACAUCAUCUAGUAUUUCUGGAGGACAAUUAAAGGAAGCGGGUUGUAAAAAAGUAAUAAUUUUUUAUUCAGCUCAGUAUUCAAACAUGAGAGUAACAUUUUAUGUUUUCACAUGUAACAGGAUGGUCCAGCUGAAGAUGGCCCGAAAAAGUAGUGAAAUCUACUCUUCGUAACAAGGGUGACUUUUGGGGAAACUUGAGCGCUUAAUUGGUGAAUACGUCUUGGCUUGUACUUCUGAUGAUAACAGUUUGCUGACAGAGGAAAUUGAAAUGUCAGUCCCUAUACAGGAAUGUACUUUUCAUCUGACCUGUACAAUGAGAACUGAAAUGAUGUAUUUGUGAUUGGCACAACUACUUUAUUUAUAGUGGAACCCCCCUCACCCCCUGAGAAAAAAAGUUAAUGAUUUUUUGUAAACACGAAUGUAUGAGAGAAGCUCUGGAGCUAUUGACCCUAUUUUUGUUAGAAUGCAUAAGGUUUGAUGAUUGUAAUGAUUAUUUGUCAGCUAUCAAACUUUUCACUUUAUAUUUAUCAUAGUUGUAACUGCAUGAUCGCCGUACGUACUUCUUCAAAAGUUGUUGGAGCUGAGUCUGUAGCCUGUCAUCCUUUGUUAAGAAUUGUGCAAUUAUUUAAUUUUGCAGUAUUUACCACGUUGUAACAUGUAAAUUGGAUGGCAAUAAAUAUUCAGGCUCAAGAUUUCAAAAGUGGUGUUCUUACAAAUGAUGUCACCUAUUCUUUAAAGGAAACUUUGAUUUAGUCAAUUGGUCACAAGAUAUUUGAGUUUAAAAAGAAAAAAAAUCUGGAAAACCAAUAAUCCUCUUCUAAUUAGGACUGAAAUUUAUGGGCAAUCUCCUCUUUGACGUCAUGGUUUUAUUUUGACCUGCCUCCUUCCCUUUAAUGUUUAGGGGUACAUAAAUUAUCCCUCUCACUCCCUGUGGGUGACUAGCAUUCUAUUUCUCCUUACAAUAUCACCCCUGAAUCAAACAUUAAGGUCGAUAGAUGAAACUCUUGAUUGCUUAACAAAUUCUCUUAUUCAGAAAAUUAGGAAUGCACAGAAAACAGUGUUGAGAAUAUACACAAUGAUCUUGGGGUGUAAAAAUGAUGAGUACGUUAUUUAUAUUUUGACACAUGGAGAUUGAAUCAAUUCACAUCCACAUAGUGCAGAAGGCAAGAAUAUGAGAGCUAUAACUUGAUAGGUUUUAAAAAUAAUAAUUUGGAGAGUUUUGCAAACCAUAUCCUACUUCUACCUUUCUCUGGAUAACAAGUAACAGUCAUUAACAUUGUCUUAUUCACGGUGAAUGAGACAGUGAUGAGAUGAUAACCUCCUUAUUUGUUUGACAGCUUGCCCUCGUAUCGCUGACUUUAUCCUCCCCCUCCCCCCUCAAAAAUAAUUGAUGACUGGUCUGAGGGGAAGGUAGUUCUCAUAAAUUCUCUUAAAUGAAAUUGGAACAAUGUUCUCACAACUUGAAAAGCAUCCGGCUGAAAAAUUGUCAGCAGAUACAAUGUAAACCCUUUGCACCUUAACAUCUGUAUGCAUAUUCUCCAGACUGUUCUCUACACGUUUCCCAAGUUGCUGAAUCAAGGAGAACAAUCAAAAGCUUCUUAGGGUUGGUGAUCAUCUCUUUUAUUCUCAUGGGCUUAAUGUGUGACUUAGGGGUGGUACUGUGAGUCAUUGUUAGAAGGGUUUUAAGGAUUAAUGCGUAAACUGUAUUUGAAGGUUAUCGUUCCAGGUAGGCUAACACUCAUAAAUUUCCGGUAGUUGUACAUAAGUCUUGAUCGUGUUGUCGCAAGAACGUUUGACUCAAUUUGAUUUAAAUAACCUAAACUGAAUAAGUAGAAACAUGGAAUUUAUUAUUUUCAUUCUCCUUUAAGUGAGCAUCAAAGUUUUGAAGUCAUCACAUGAGGCUUAUACCACAGGUUUAUAGGAAAUCUGCCUAAGUACGAGUUUUGUCAACAUUAAAGCUGUUAAUGCAUGUGUGCGAGCACAUGUAGAUGUUGAAAACACUGUUAACCCUUUAACUUCCAAGGUCUAAUUGUUAAUUCUCCCCUCUAGCUGCCACACAUGUCUCGGUUAGUUGGAUGUCACAGGGAUAUGUUACAUGUUAAUCACUUCUGGGAGUUAAAGGGUUAAAUGCGGCGAAUAUUUUGCUUAGAUUUCUCAUUAAAGUAACCUGUAUGAGUAUACUCCUUUUUUUUAUAAUCUUGCUUUUCCAGCUCACGCUGCAUUCUAAUUUUUCGACUUAAUUCUAUUUUCUUUCAAAAUAUCUGGAACUCCUGAUGUUAGAUAUCACAGGUCUAUUUAGAACUUUUCUGUACUGGUAAUUGAAAGAAAUUUUGCAGCUGUUGGCGCAUGAAUUUUUCCCCUGACUCUGUUAAUGGUCUAUUAGGUGUAAGGAUUGGGACUGAUAGUAAUACUUACGAUUUUUCUACAUCAAUAACCCCUACAGCAAUACCCCCUAGAGGGGGGGACUGCUCCAUCACUCCGCCAAGCGGCAUCUCACUGGAGACUAAUUUCAGUCUGAGCUGUAGCAACUGGGAAAAUGACAACACCCCUCUGUCCUACCAGUUUCAAUACAGGCUAGAGAAUGGCUUGUACAAUGUGUUAUAUCGUGGCGUUAACAACAACAUAACUACCUCUUGGAUACCGCCUGGGAUCAGUACAGAUAAUUUUACUGUCAAAGUUAUCGCUACAGUGACCUACAAUUGUGGAAUUUCUGCCUCCCCAGUCUCUUUGAAAGUUCAGGUAGGUCGCUGACCAUUAGUUUAAUGUUUAGCGUGAAAGGAUGUGAGAAUAUUUGAAUUCUUUUAGUCCCUAUUAGUAAUAGAUUAAUUAUAGUUAUAGAUAACUACUUUUGACUUUUGCAGAUCAAGCCAUCUCCGAGUGUAACACCCGAAUUUAUCGCAAACCUUCGUGAGAAAUUCAUUAAGAUCAAAAACCUGACAGAAGCGGCGCUAAUAGCAAACGCUUUACUUCGAUCAGUUUCACAUGAAACCUCAAUGGAUUUUCAGGAGAAAUACAAGGUACUUUUCAAACCCAAUUCGUUACUUAAAAAGUGAAACAAAACUAGUUCAUUCUGAUAGUAUCCGAAAAGCAAAGAGUUUGCCAAGGGCCAAACGUGCAAAAAAAUGAGAAGAAAUUUACAUGAAGAAAAUAAUAACAAUACAAAAAAAUCAACUUUCGAAGAACAGACAAGUAUAAUACAUUAAAUAUAUCAACGUACUUUUGAGAAAAAUGGAGGCUUAUGCGUUAAAUAUCUGAUGUUUUUGCAGCACGAGAAUUGUUUCGUGCGUUUUAAGCGUUGACUUUCCAUUAUUAUCACGAUUCACCUUCCGUUCUGACGAAUGAAGAAUGCUGAGGAGAAUGCUUUGAAUAAAUUUCAAAGGAAUACUUACAACGUCUUGAAAUUGAGGUUUAAAAAUACAUUUCAUGGGCAGAAAUCACCAAAUAUUCCUUUUUUUUUUCUGCUUGGACAUUUUCGGUGAUUUGAUGCAUUUAGAUCAAUCAUGCCCUUGCAAAUCAUUUGAUGGGUUUUAACUGGCAAUGUCAUAGGGAAAUCUGAUACGUUAAGUCUAAAUAUGUCUUUAGAUCAAUAUCUUUGGAACGAGCCUCACAUGGGGGAUACAGUCUGGUUGCCUAUUUCUUUAUUGGUUUCAAUAACUUUAAGCUAAAAUCUUUAUGGUUGUUUAAGGUGAUGAACGACAUCCUUAAUAAAAUUUCGCCCUUGGAAACGAAAACUGUCUUCGACCUGCUUCAAAAAUCAUCAGUUGUCGGCUCUGCUCUUCAGGUUGUGGAGAAAGUGCCCCAUCAGUUUUUGGUAAGUUAAUUACGUAAUAUUGUUUGGGGCUGGAAUAGCGUUGGUGGUUACGUCAAGUUUUCAUACCGUGAAACUAUUUGACCAGAAAAGCUCAAGAAAAACAGCAAUAACAACAACAGCAAAGACGAAGAAAACGGAAAUGAACAAGCAUAAAAACAAGCAACUAUUGCAUUAUCAAAUGAACCAACCUAUAGUUUUGUACAUACUUUAACUAAUUAGCCACAAAUUAUCUCUAGGACGGUCAUAGGACAGAAAUCUGAAAGCAGGCAAUUUUAGCUUCAUUUAAAUUCAUUUGCACUCCACAGAAUUUCUCCUUAUCUGCUAUCAGUUCAAUGACGUCACGACUAUGGUCUCUUGCCCAGAAACAAGACGUAGCAGACAUACCACUGACAAAGCAAUCAGCUGAAAACUUGGCUUCAUGUCUUAAUAGCGUGUUGAAGGCAGCAGCAGUGAUUGCAUCAGAAAACUUCAAAUCAAGUUUUCAACAACUGGUACUGUAAUGUGCAUUAGUCUAUAUUCAUUGGCGAAUGGUCCAUUGACGAUUGUUGUAAACUUAACCGUUACUCCCUUCUUCAUUCAUAUUUGGGACCUUUUAAGGUUUGUUUGUAUGUAUGUUUGUUUUAAGCUUGCGAAAAUCCAUAGUUUGCUUACAUUAUAUGGUUAUUUAUGGAAUUUCUACAGGGUAAACUAUUGGUGAAGAUUUCAAUGAAGACCCUCGAGAAAGUUGCAGACUCAGUGUUGGCCUUGACAGUACCUGAUAAAAGAACGAUAUCAUUCACAGCGGGAGAACUAUCCAUGACAGUCGGAAGAUAUAGCCUCCAAAGACUUUCAGGACUGGAAAUAAAAGCAGGAAAAGGCCGGUUUAUCUUACCUUCUAAGAGCCAAUUAUUACUCGCUGGAGUAAACAAAACAAGUUUUGUAGAUGUUCAGGUAGGUUUUCCUGCCCUUCGGGCAAAUUUCAAUCUAAGUUUUUUUUUCUUUUUGGCAGAUACCGACACCAGUAACAUUAAAGUAGCACAUUAGGUACCUUAAAGGUUCCUUAUUACCUCCAGCAAUCAUAUUUCUUGUUUUGGUUUUGACAUGUUCAACUCUGUCACUUGGGACAACAAAAAAGAAUCAGUCAAGCUUGAUUUUCUUCACAUCGCCUUAAGCAAACCUUACAACUGAGUUGAUAACAGGAUCAGGUCUUCCACCCGCCAUUUCUCCUGCAUUUUCAUUCUGGUUUCAAAAUACUGACUCUGAAAAUAUUUCAUAAUAAGUGACCACAUGAAUGUUAUUUAUUUUUCGUUGUUUUUCCAAAUAUAUUUUCAGUUUUACUUUGCGCUCAACUUAUGAUAACUUAUGAUUAGUACUAAGAAUGAGUACCUUGUUUACCUGUUCAAUUACAGCAGUCUACAAAAACAAACAAAUUUUUAAUCAUUCUUCUUUCAGAUGUUCUCGUUUUCUUUCAACCCUUACACUUGGGACAGCACAAAGGAGCGAGUUGGCUCUGAUGUUGUAACCCUGCACUUGAAAAACAACGACAGCAAGCUUAUUAAAGUAUCAAAUCUCACGGAAGACAUUGUUAUCGUUAUGCCUUUAAAACUUCAGAAAAUCUCUGCUUCAGAAAAGUCAUGGUAUUUCACAAAGAACGAUGAUCUACGUUUCCACGAGAUAAAAGUCAGGUAUGAAAACACCUUGCUGAUAAUGGAAAUCAAACCUCAAGAUCCAACCGUACAUCUUUUUGUCUAUAUGCGUUUUAAUCAGCGACCGACAACUCAAGACUACGACCUCAAUGCCACUAUCUCUCAUGACGAAAAGUGUGUUUGGAUGCUAAGUGCACAUGAAAAAAGUGAAGGGCAAACAGUCUGCUCCUUGAAUCCAAAUGCGACGAUACAGGUUCUGGCUGAGCGUCCUGGGAAAUACUUUCUCGGCUUAAAAAAUUACAAUGCCACAAUUAACUUAUCCCACACAAGGGAGAAAAGAUCUUGUCUUGGUGGAAGGCGAAGGAAGCGCUCCUGCGUCGAAGUCAAAGAUCCACCACCCACCCCACCCCAGAGUCAAAAUGUCCCUGUGAUACCAGUUUAUGAUUCCACAACAGACCACAACUACACUCUGAAGGUGACCUUGGGUAGUUGUGUUUACUGGUCAGAAAAAAUUGAAAAGUGGAUAUCAUCUGGUUGUCGAGUAAGUGAAAAAUUAAAUAACGAUUUUUCAGCGCAAUCUUUUUAUCUAAUUUGGCAUUGUAAUCAACACAGUUUAGAUCAUUUGAGCUUUCCUGAUUAAUGUUUGCAAAAGUGCUGUGGUAUUGUAAUAAUCUUCACUCAUUAAGCUUAUAAUUGAAUUCAGUCUAAUCUUUGAUGAGAGAACAUUUUCAGACAAAAGUCGAAUCGAUUUGAUAGCCAGCCGGGGUAUAAAGGCGCCUUAAAAAACAGGGUGAUUAAUGGUGACAGCCAACAUGAUAAUUUUUAUCAUUAACAUCUUCCUUGCAUUUUAUAAUUUCAGGUUUUAGCAAAAAUAGAUGGAUUUUUAAACUGUCGCUGUAGCCACUUGACAUCAUUUGGGGGAAGUCUUUUAGUUGAACCGAAUCCCAUUGACUUCGACAAGGUUUUAGUCGAGUUCCAGCAGUUAUCAGAAACUGGAAAUAUCGCAGUAAUUGUGGUUAUUGCGGUGAUUUUAUUAUGUUAUGUGACUGUGCUUGUUAUCGUAAGGAAAUUCGACGAGGAAGACGCGAAAAAUGUAAGUGUAAAACCAGAUAUUGCUAAGGACCGUUGUUUUAACGGAGCAUGCUCUCCAGUAUAACCCUUUCCUCCUAUGAUCUAGUUGUUAAUUCUCCCUCAGGUUGCUAUACACUUUUUUUGUAAAUAAGUCAUGACAAUUUGCUAAUAGAUCAAGAUACCAAAUUCUACCUGAUAAUUUUGAGUAUUCUCAUGACCUGUUGCCUAGAUAAUGUACCGAUAUUUUUGGGAGAAGUUGCAUGUUGAUCACCUCUGGCAGUUAAAGGGUUAAGCAAAAAAAAAGGCUUUAAUGUUGACAGCAUUAUUCGCUUUAAAGGUUUGUUGAUAUUGUGAGUUUAAAAAUGAAGUGACCAUGGAUUAUUUCCCUUUUUUGGGACUGGGAUAAAAAGAGCGAAUUAAAAAUAGAAAUCAGCUAGCAAUGUAAUUCAUGCUUUAUCAUGUUUUUUUUAGAGGAUAUUACCGAUCCGACUUCCAUCAUCUUCAAGCAGCACCUAUGAAUAUGUUAUAGUGAUUACUACAGGGGCUUGGAAAAGCUCAGGCACAACUGCUCAUGUUGCUUUGGAGAUUUACGGUUGCGAUGGAAAGAGUGGCAUCCUUCAACUUAGCCAAGAAGAGCCUGGUGCAGAUAAUACGUUAUUCUCUCGAGGUAAUUCAGAUGUUUUUGUACUUUAUGUUGACAAAUCACUUGGUGCGAUUCAAGGAGUGCAGAUUGGACAUGAUAAUUUUGGAGAUAAUCCCUCGUGGUACCUAGAAGAAAUUCUGAUUCGGGACGUACAAUCCAAGCAGUCGUGGAAAUUCAUGGCCAAUCAGUGGUUUGCUCUUGAGCGUGGAGAUGGGCGCAUCGAGCGAGUAAUCGACCAGACCUCAAGUCAUCUGGAUUUUGGCAAUGAAGUUGCAAGACGUUGGCGAAUAGGCCUCGCGGAGUGGCAUAUUUGGGUUUCAGUAGUAACCAAGCUAAGAAAAAGUCGCUUUACAAGAGUACAGCGACUGUCUUGCUGCCUCUCAGUGCUUUUGACAUCCAUGUUUGCUAACGCGAUGUUCUAUAAGUUAGAACGCAAAUAUGAACAGCCUAUCCAAGUCGGACCGCUGAAAAUGUCGUGGAGACAAGUGGUGACUGGAAUUGAAAGCGCGUUUGUUGUGACACCCAUAAACAUUGUCAUAGUUUUUCUCUUUCAGAAAGGAGCUGAAAAGUCUGCCACGAACAAUGACUAUUGUCUUAAAGGUACCCUGAUCUCUGGUGUCGCUUGGUGUUUCUUAUUUUUCUCUUGUACUGUUUCGGCUGCGUUUUCAAUUUUCUAUAGUCUAGUUUGGGAAAAGAGUGUCAGUGAGCAGUGGCUGUCUUCGAUGCUUAUCUCAUUCGCGCAGGAUGUAACGAUCAAGGAACCAGUAAAGGUGUUCUUCACAGCUUUAACAUUCGCGGCCAUUUUAAAGAUAAAGGCGAAGAGAUCAAAAGUACACGCCUGCGAAAGCCCUCCGCAGGAAGUUAAAACUGGGUACUAUAAGAAACACUUUUGGGCUCUGCAAUUAUCAGAGGUGGAAGAGAUGAGAAGACGACAAGCUAAGAAACAGAACCUGACACGUUAUUUCACAGAGUUGGGUUUAUACUUGGUCUUCGUUUUCUUGCUUAUGGCAGUGUGCUAUGGAAACAGAAAUGACCAUCGGUACUUGAUGACUAAAUCAAUCCAGGAUGGACUACCAAACUUUGGCAAGGUGAGUAGACAUUAUUUGAUUAUGAUAAAUCCAUUGCUGAAAUUCGCGUGUUUAAUUUAUCUUAUGACUUUUCGUUCCCAUGGAGAUCCAAAAUCAAAUAUAUGAAGAAAAAUUUUACUUUGCCGGUCUCUUCAAGAAAUGACUAAGGUAUUUUCUGCUCUUGUGAUGGAUAUUUUGAGGAGGAAUAUCCCUUUAGAAACAGCGUACAAGAGAUACGUUAGUGCGCGUGUUACACCCAAAUUUAAGACUGGAAAGAAAUUCCAAGCAAUAGAUGUAUAAUCCCAUGAAGACAUUGGCAUUCAAUUCUGCUAUAGGAGAAGAGCCAGAAAGCGGCAAACAUAAUAUUUGAGGGGAUGGGUGCAACGAAAAUAAGUAAGCGAGAAUAAUAGUCUAAGAAACGCCCAUAAAUAGUAACUCGCUUCUGUGACACAAACUUCUGCUAGUCUAUCCAUACUGCUAUACUUAAAAAAAAAAAAAAACUAUAUAUAUAUAUAUAUGUGAAGUCUAUGUUUCGGUUUUUCCGUAUUACAUUGCUUAAUACAUGGAAGUACAGCGUGAUAUGAAUUGAGCUAGGGAAAAAAAACAGAGACCAAGGUUUUUCUCGACAAGCCUGUUUCGUGAUUAGAUCAUUCUUCUGGGGAUUUUUAUGGAAAGAAUAUUUGUAACCAUCGAAGAUAUACUAUAAAAUUUGCAUGAUAAAUGUGGCAGUAAAUUUAGGUGCUUUGUUCAGCUGUUGCGCAGUAACGCUUUGUUUCUGUGAAGGUAUGAAGACACGAGUUCAUUACCCUUGUUAACUGAUGACAAUUCAAUUAACAAUUCAUUUAUAUAUAUAUAUAUAUAUAUAUUUAUUUAUUUAUUUAUUUAUUUAGUUUAACCCAAUGAUCUUGUACUAAUUCAGGUGACAAAAAAUACAAUGUACUGGAGCUGGUUACAGCGUGUUUUCAUACCAGGUGUGUUUUCUGGCAGAUGGUACAACGGUCAAAGGGAUGAGCAAACAAUUUAUAUUGGUAAUAAACACUCUCUUCUCGUCGGAAUGGCUCGAGUAAGGCAACUCAGAGUGAAAGCGAGUAAGUUUUUUUUCCAUUUUUAUUCCUCUUUGCAUUUCAUUGAAAGGCUAUUUACCCACACACGUCAUUUCACAUAUUAUAGUUAUACAUAUAUAAUUUUGCCUGAUAAAGAAGCAAUCGGUGCACAAACUUAAUUAUAGAGUUAAACAAUAGCUUAUUGAAAUUCUUAAAGAAAAAAUAUUGAACAUGCACUGGUUACAAUUUUCUCGACUCCUGACCAUUCUGACAAUUAUCUAGACGAGUGUUUAGGUAGCUGCGUUUUAUUAUGAACGUUGAUUAAAUUUAGGUUUUGAUGACGGCGCUCCUUUCCUCCGAAAGCAAAUGCUACUUUGAAGGCUUCUAAUAAUUCUCCAUAACAAGAUGUCCAUAUUUGAUAAAAGUACGAAAUGUGUCAUCCCUGAGUGAAAUGAAUACCAAAAGAAACUUCCUAAUCAUGAUCUUUUGUUCCAACUUUCAGCGCAAUGUAAAGUCCUAAACUAUAUGGAAACAUCGUUCCAAGAAUGUUUCAAAGGAUACUCGACAAAGAACGAAGACAAGACCGCCUACAACAAACCAGGCUGGAGGCCUGUCGACAAUGCUGCGAGGAAUGACGAGUUAUUACAACUUUGCCCAAAGCCAUGGCGAUAUCAACAUGCCGAGGAAACCGACACUACACCCAGGUGGGGACAUUUCUCCUUUUAUGAUGGAGGAGGAUUUGUAGCAGACCUCGGUUAUGAUAACCAUACGGGGUUCAGCAUAGUAACAAAUUUACAAAACAACGGUUGGCUUGACAGGCAAACCAGAGUUGUCCUGGCAGAGUUUUCCACAUUCAAUCCGUCGGUGAAUAUUUUAAGUGUUGCCACAUACUUCUAUGAAGUUCAUGCAUCUGGACUGAGAGCAGCCUCCGUGCAAAUUCGUGUUCUUUCACUUGAUUCUACGGGCACACCCUCGCAUCAGUUUUAUUUGAUUUGCUUGUUCCUGUACUUUGUAUUCGUUUUUCUGUAUUUCGAAGGAAAUUUUCAGACUUUACAGUCAUCGUUCUCGAUAUUUCAAGUCUAUCUGGAAUUGGGUCGAGAUAUUUCAAAUUGUUUUUUCUCUGAUUUCCGUGGUGAUGUACAUAAUACGACAAAGUAAAACCAUUUCAACCAUGGGCAAACUGCAUAAAAACAUUUACGGAAAUCUAAGUUUCCAAGAAGCUAUCACUUGCCAAGAAGUGGAAAAUGUGGUACUUGGAAUUCUUACUUUCAUCGUUACCACCAAGCUAUUGCGAAUCAUUCGCUUCAACGACUAUGUUGCUCUAUUCUCCGCAACAUUGAAGAUAUCUGCACGAUCUUUGAUAUCCUUUAGCAUCGUUUUAUCCAUUUUCUUUGUGGCAUUUUUGCACUUUGGUGUCUUAGUAUUUGGCUGUGUAUCUGAGCGCUACUCUUCGGUGCUAAAAGGAGCCUAUUUCCAACUCGAGCUAACUCUUGGUCGAGUGAAAGCUAGACCAAUCAAUGAAUUAGCACAGGCCGACACCAUAUACGCCAAAAUAUUCGCCUUCUUAAUUCUCUUCACUCUCACUAUUCUCUGUAUGAACUUUUUUAUUGGCAUAAUCAACGAUGCUCUUUUGGAUGCUAAGAACUUUGUGAGCGAAAGUGAGCUGUAUGAUCUUAUCGAUGAGAACCGUUGCUCGAGCUCAAAAGAAAGAAAAGAGUUUUUUGAUGCAAUCAGUAACAAGUUGAAACAGUCGAGAACCUCUAAAACGUCAGCAGAAGUGAAGGACAAAGAAUCUGGAAACAUUGGCCUUGACCCCACGAACAAUUCUAAUCUGAAGUUUGAUUUAAUAAGUCAAGCUAUCAAAGCUUGGAGGAAGAAAAGAUCCAGAGAAACAAUAGAUAAACAGCAAUGCAGUACAAGGAGACAAGCAUUGUUCGACAGGAUAAGCAACAUGUUAAAAUCUCUGAAAGGUGAAAGCAAUGACGACUGCAGCAAACGUAGAGAAAAAAAGAAAGUAAGAUUUCAAGAGGAUGUCGUCGAGUCUUCCCUCCGUAAAUUACGUAAGAGAGAACAUGACCUGUUGCAGCGGCUGGAGAGUAUUGUUUCAGGAUUCACAACGGAAGACGAAGAAUUCGAUUAUUUAUUAAUAACAGCAGAGGUCUAUCUCUACUAA
Molecule: messenger RNA, 15820 nt
Organism: Pocillopora meandrina
Lineage: Eukaryota; Metazoa; Cnidaria; Anthozoa; Scleractinia; Pocilloporidae
Source: the annotation of a GenBank genome assembly